Octodon degus (degu) is the source of this 4755-nucleotide messenger RNA. RefSeq names its product adhesion G protein-coupled receptor B1 (gene Adgrb1). NCBI's taxonomy places the organism in Eukaryota, Metazoa, Chordata, Mammalia, Rodentia, Octodontidae. Gene Ontology annotation, biological process: G protein-coupled receptor signaling pathway; negative regulation of angiogenesis; cell surface receptor signaling pathway. Gene Ontology annotation, molecular function: G protein-coupled receptor activity. The record is from RefSeq and is a predicted model, not a curated record. The transcript is spliced from 30 exons. Gene Ontology annotation, cellular component: plasma membrane.
AUGAGGGGCCAGGCCGCCGCCCCGGGCACCUUCUGGAUCCUCACACCACUCCUGCUCCUGCUGCUGCUCCUGGGGCGCUGGGCACGUGUUGCUGUUGGGGCAGACACAGGGCCUGGGGCCGAGACGUGUGCCACGCUGGUGCAGGGCAAGUUCUUUGGCUACUUCUCGGCAACCGCCGUGUUCCCAGCCAACGCCUCGCGCUGCUCCUGGACUCUGCGCAACCCAGACCCGCGGCGCUACACACUCUAUAUGAAGGUGGCAAAGGCACCCAUACCCUGCAGCCGCCCUGGCCGCGUCCGUACCUACCAGUUCGACUCCUUUCUUGAGUCUACACGCACCUACCUGGGCGUGGAGAGCUUCGACGAGGUGCUACGGCUCUGUGACCCCUCUGCGCCCCUCGCCUUCCUGCAGGCCAGCAAGCAGUUCCUGCAGAUGCAGCGACAGCAGCCACCCCAGGAUGGAGACCUGGGUCUCCCAGGGGAGACCCCAGGCCCCAGCGAUGACUUCUCUGUGGAGUACCUGGUCGUGGGCAACCGAAAUCCCAGCCGAGCUGCCUGCCAGAUGCUGUGCCGCUGGCUGGACGCCUGUCUGGCGGGCAGCCGCAGCUCACACCCCUGUGGCAUCAUGCAGACCCCCUGCGCCUGCUUGGGUGGUGAGGCCGGAGACCCUGCCUCCAGUCCAUUAGUCCCCCGUGGUGACGUCUGCUUGAGAGACGGUGUAGCUGGCAGCCCUGAGAACUGCCUCACCAGCCUGACCCAGGACCGGGGCGAGCAUGGCUCAGCAGGAGGCUGGAAGCUGUGGUCCCUGUGGGGCGAGUGCACGCGAGACUGCGGAGGAGGCCUACAGACAAGGACACGCACUUGCCUGCCCGCUCCCGGCCUCGAGGGCGGUGGCUGCGAGGGGGUGCUGGAGGAGGGGCGCCUGUGCAACCGCAAGGCCUGUGGCCCCGCUGGGCGCACCAGCUCCCGGAGCCAGUCCCUGCGGUCCACAGAUGCCCGGCGGCGUGAGGAGCUGGGAGAUGACCUGCAACAGUUUGGGUUUCCAUCCCCCCAGACUGGUGACCCGGCGGCUGAGGAGUGGUCGCCAUGGAGUGUGUGCUCCAGCACCUGCGGCGAGGGCUGGCAAACUCGCACGCGCUUCUGCGUGUCAUCCUCGUACAGCACGCAGUGCAGCGGCCCGCUUCGGGAACAGAGGCUGUGCAACAACUCCGCGGUGUGCCCAGUGCACGGUGCGUGGGACGAGUGGUCGCCUUGGAGUCUCUGCUCCAGCACCUGCGGCCGCGGCUUCCGGGACCGCACACGCACCUGCCGGCCCCCGCAGUUCGGAGGCAACCCCUGCGAAGGUCCGGAGAAACAAACCAAGUUCUGCAACAUUGCCCUGUGCCCUGGUAGGUGAGAGGGAGCGGCUGUGGACGGAAACUGGAACGAGUGGUCGAGCUGGAGCGCCUGCUCUGCCAGCUGCGCCCAGGGCCGGCAACAGCGCACGAGGGAGUGCAACGGGCCUUCCUACGGAGGUGCUGAGUGCCAGGGCCACUGGGUGGAGACGCGAGACUGUUUUCUGCAGCAGUGCCCAGUGGAUGGCAAAUGGCAGGCCUGGGCCUCGUGGGGCAGCUGCAGCGUCACGUGUGGGGGUGGCAACCAGCGCCGAGAGCGUGUCUGCUCAGGGCCCUUCUUCGGGGGAGCAGCCUGCCAGGGCCCACAGGAUGAGUACCGACAGUGCGGCACCCAUCGGUGUCCUGAGCCCUAUGAGAUCUGUAAGGAGGACAGCUUUGGAGUCGUGGUGUGGAAAGAGACACCAGCUGGAGAGGUGGCUGCCGUCCGGUGUCCCCGCAAUGCCACAGGCCUCAUCCUGCGGCGCUGUGAGCUCAACGAGGAGGGCAUCGCCUACUGGGAGCCCCCCACCUACAUCCGCUGCGUCUCCAUUGACUACCGAAACAUCCAGAUGAUGACCCGGGAGCACCUGGCCAAAGCUCAGCGUGGACUUCCAGGGGAGGGAGUCUCAGAGGUCAUCCAGACCUUGGUGGAGAUCUCUCAAGAUGGGACCAGCUACAGUGGGGACCUGCUCUCCACCAUUGAUGUCCUGAGGAACAUGACUGAGAUCUUCCGGAGGGCCUACUACAGCCCCACCCCAGGGGACGUGCAGAACUUUGUCCAGAUCAUCAGCAACCUGCUGGCCGAGGAGAACCGGGAGAAGUGGGAAGAGGCCCAGCUGAUGGGCCCCAAUGCCAAGGAGCUCUUCCGGCUGGUGGAGGAUUUUGUGGAUGUCAUUGGAUUCCGCAUGAAGGACCUGAGGGAUGCGUACCAGGUGACAGACAACCUAGUCCUGAGCAUCCACAAGCUUCCUGCCAGCAGUGCCACUGAUAUCAGCUUCCCCAUGAAGGGCUGGCGAGCCACUGGUGACUGGGCCAAGGUGCCAGAGGACAGGGUCACAGUGUCCAAGAGUGUCUUCUCCACAGGCUUGGCAGAGGCAGAUGACUCAUCUGUGUUCGUAGUCGGAACCGUGCUCUAUCGAAAUCUGGGCAGCUUCCUGGCUCUGCAGAGGAACACAACUGUGCUGAACUCCAAGGUCAUCUCGGUGACUGUGAAGCCUCCGCCCCGCUCCCUGCUCACACCCUUGGAGAUUGAGUUUGCCCACAUGUACAAUGGCACCACCAACCAGACCUGCAUCCUGUGGGAUGAGACGGAUGUACCCUCCUCCUCCUCCGCCCCCCCGCAGCUUGGGCCGUGGUCGUGGCGUGGCUGCCGCACGGUGCCCCUCGACGCCCUCCGGACGCGCUGCCUGUGUGACCGGCUCUCCACCUUCGCCAUCUUAGCGCAGCUCAGCGCCGACGCGACAAUGGAGAAGGCUACUGUGCCAUCUGUGACGCUCAUUGUGGGCUGUGGCGUGUCCUCACUCACCCUCCUCAUGCUGGUCAUCAUCUACGUGUCCGUGUGGAGGUACAUCCGCUCAGAACGGUCCGUCAUCCUCAUCAACUUUUGCCUGUCCAUCAUCUCCUCCAAUGCUCUCAUCCUCAUUGGGCAGACCCAGACCCGAAACAAGGUGGUGUGCACGCUGGUGGCAGCUUUCCUGCACUUCUUCUUCCUGUCCUCCUUCUGCUGGGUGCUUACCGAGGCCUGGCAGUCCUACAUGGCGGUGACCGGCCACCUCCGGAACCGGCUCAUCCGAAAGCGCUUCGUCUGCCUGGGGUGGGGGCUUCCUGCGCUGGUUGUGGCCAUUUCUGUGGGGUUCACCAAAGCCAAGGGGUACAGCACCAUGAACUACUGCUGGCUCUCGCUGGAGGGUGGACUGCUGUAUGCCUUCGUGGGACCGGCGGCUGCUGUUGUGCUGGUGAACAUGGUCAUUGGGAUCCUGGUGUUUAACAAGCUGGUGUCCAAAGAUGGCAUCACGGACAAGAAGCUGAAGGAGCGGGCAGGGGCCUCCCUGUGGAGCUCCUGUGUGGUGCUGCCGCUCCUGGCGCUCACCUGGAUGUCGGCCGUGCUCGCCGUCACCGACCGCCGCUCCGCCCUCUUCCAGAUUCUCUUCGCUGUGUUCGACUCACUGGAGGGCUUCGUCAUCGUGAUGGUUCACUGCAUCCUGCGCAGAGAGGUCCAGGAUGCUGUGAAGUGCCGUGUGGUGGACCGCCAGGAGGAAGGCAACGGGGACUCAGGGGGCUCCUUCCAGAACGGCCAUGCCCAGCUCAUGACUGACUUUGAGAAGGACGUGGACCUGGCCUGUAGAUCAGUGCUGAACAAGGACAUUGCAGCCUGCCGCACGGCCACUAUCACAGGCACACUCAAGCGGCCUUCACUGCCCGAGGAGGAGAAGCUGAAACUGGCCCAUGCCAAGGGUCCACCAUCCACCUUCAACAGCCUGCCAGCCAACGUGUCCAAGCUGCGUCUGCAGGGCUCGCCGCACUGCCCCGGGGGGCCCCUGCCUGCCUUCCCCAACCACUCUCUCACCCUUAAGAAGGACAAGGCUCCUAAAGCCUCUUUCAUCGGUGAUGGGGACAUCUUCAAGAAGCUGGACUCGGAGCUGAGCCGGGCCCAGGAGAAGGCUCUGGACACAAGCUAUGUGAUCCUGCCCACGGCCACGGCCACACUGAGGCCCAAGCCUAAGGAGGAGCCCAAAUACAGCAUCAACAUUGACCAGAUGCCCCAGACCCGCCUCAUCCAUCUCAGCAUGGCACCCGAUGCCAGCUUCCCUACCCGCAGCCCACCCACCAGAGAGCCCCCCGAGGCGCCUCCCACUCAGCCACCGCCGCCCCCACCCCCACCACCCCCACCACCCCAGCAGCCCUUGCCCCCACUGCCCUCCCUGGAGCCAGCGCCCUCCAGCCUAGGGGACACAACGGAGCCAGCGGCCCAUGCAGGACCCAGCACGGUCACCGGCUCCAAGACUGAGAACGUGGCCACUUUGUCCGUGAGUUCCCUAGAGAGGCGGAAGUCUCGGUACGCAGAGCUGGACUUUGAGAAAAUCAUGCACACACGGAAGCGGCACCAGGACAUGUUCCAGGACCUGAACCGCAAGCUGCAGCACGCAGCUGAGAAGGACAAGGAGGCGAUGGGCCCUGACUGCAAGCCGGAAAAGCAGCAAACGCCCAGCAAGCGGCCGUGGGAGAGCCUUCGCAAGGCCCAUGGCACGCCUGCCUGGGUGAAGAAGGAGCUGGAGCCCCUGCCCCCGUCGCCAGUGGAGCUUCGGAGUGUGGAGUGGGAGAAGGCAGGUGCCACCAUCCCGCUGGUGGGCCAGGACAUCAUCGACCUCCAGACUGAGGUCUGA